CGCCGCCGCCGACUCGGAGGGCACACUCAGCGCAGCUCACCCACAGCAGCAGCAGCAGUACACAGCAUGGCCUGCAAGCUCAUCGUCUUCGUCGCCGCCCUGGCGGUAGCCCGCGCCGGCUACCUGGGAGCUCCCGCAGUCUACGCCCCAGGCGCACCUCUGGCAGCGCGUGCGUACGCCGCCCCCGCCUACGCCGCUCCUGCCUAUGCCGCCGCCCCCGCCUACGCCGCCUACGCUGCUCCCGCCCUCCGUGCCGCCCCCGCCUACGCCGCCUACGCUGCCCCCGCCCUCCGUGCGGCCCCCGUCGCCGUCGCCGCCCCGGCCCUGAGGGCCGCCCCCGUGGCCGUCGCCGCUGCCGCCCCCGCCGCCGUCGCUGCCGAGUACGAUCCUCACCCCCAGUACAGCUACGGAUACAGCGUGCAGGACGCCCUCACCGGUGACUCCAAGAGCCAGCACGAGUCUCGUGACGGAGACGUCGUCCAGGGCAGCUACAGCGUGGCCGAGCCCGACGGUUCCAUCCGCACCGUCGACUACACCGCCGACCCCGUGAACGGCUUCAACGCCGUCGUGCACAAGGAGGCCGGUGCUCACCCCGUCGCCCCCGCCCCCGUGGCCGUCGCCGCCCCCGCCGUUGCCCGCGUCGCCGCCCCCGUAGCCUACGCCGCCCCCAUCGCUAGGGCUGCCUACGCCGCCCCCAUUGCCAGGGCUGCUUACGCCGCUCCCAUCGCCAGGGCUGCCUACGCCGCCCCCGCUCUGGCCUACGGAGCCGGUCUGGGCUACGGCUACGCCGCCCCCAUCGCUAGGGCCGCCUACGCUGCCCCCGCCCUCGCCUACGGCAAGGCCCUCAUCCACUAAGUCACUUCCUCUCAUCUAACAGACUCCGCUCGUCAUGCUGUCACUGCCGCUCUACAAACACGAUUCAACAUUAUAAAUGCUGCACUCUGUAUAUAAAAUGCAACAAUAAAUCCAUUUCACUACAUAA
Molecule: messenger RNA, 982 nt
Organism: Schistocerca nitens (vagrant locust)
Lineage: Eukaryota; Metazoa; Arthropoda; Insecta; Orthoptera; Acrididae
Product: cuticle protein 21-like
Exons: 2
Coding region: 67-855 (262 amino acids)
Cellular component (GO): extracellular matrix
Source: RefSeq, a predicted model, not a curated record